Molecule: messenger RNA, 481 nt
Organism: Seriola aureovittata
Lineage: Eukaryota; Metazoa; Chordata; Actinopteri; Carangiformes; Carangidae
Gene: lepb
Product: leptin b
Exons: 2
Coding region: 11-481 (156 amino acids)
Source: RefSeq, a predicted model, not a curated record
UUGUUUUAGGAUGCGCAUCCUUCUGGCCCUUCUAUAUGUUUAUCUUGUGGCAGCUCCUGGUUGCACAAGUCUUCCCAGAAAGGGAGACUCCGUGAGAAAUACCAUCCACAACAUAAUGAAUAUCGCUCAGAUAACUCUGGUCCACAUUAAGAAACUAAGGACAAAGUUGCCAGUAUCCCCACAGAUAGAAGUCACCAGUCCUUCCAUUGACGGACUUAUCAGUAUCAGCCAUGACCUUGGACUUUUGGACAAUGAACUACAGAGCACAGAUCUCCUCAGCCAGAUCCAGGCCGAUGUCUCCAGCUUGGAGGGAAGUGUGCGCUCCCUCGCUCUGACAAUGGACUGUACCAUCCAGGCCAGACCCAGUGAAGAGACCAGUGACAGUUUGUUCCCAGACAGUCACCUUUACCUGACUCUGAUCAAGGUGCAGCGCUAUCUGGAGAAAUUGCUUCUCAACAAGGACAAACUCAAGGUCUGUUAA